AUGUUUGCCGAUGGCAAAGUGGGCAUACUUGCAGAGGUGGGCCUGCCAAUGGAGGGAAGAAAUGCAGUCAGCCCGACGAAGUGUGCAGAAAAUCAAAAGAACCUUCCGGCGAGCAAUACGGUGAACGGAGAAUUUGUUGGGCAGAAGAGGCGAAAGUUGCUCAUGGGUCUCUUCGACACACCUUAUUUGUCCACCUCACAUCUAAAAGGAUUUGACUCCUACAAGUACUCAUGUAUCGACUCCAGCCCUCUGUCCAAGUAUAUCUCACACCCAUUUUGGAAUUGGAUUGUAAAUUAUUAUCCUCGAACUUGGGCUCCAAAUGUUUUAACACUUCUUGGAUGGGCACUUGUGAUGGGUUGCUUUUUGCUUGAAUCUUCUUUUCAACCCGAUCCUCAUUUUGCUUACACUAUUUUGAGGUUUUGGAUAGUCGCUGCAAUAUGCACAUGGCUUGGCUACACUUUGGAUGGCACAGAUGGUAAACAGGCUAGGCGCAUAGGAGCAUCAGGACCAACGGGAGAAUUAUGUGAGUUCGCUGGGCUCGAGUGUACGGUCCAACCCCUUUUUUUUCAAUGUGCUGAAGUUUUAGUUGACCAUGGGCUUGAUUCGUGGUCGACUGUGCCUUUUACAAUUACAGUCUUUUCAGUUUUUGGUAGAGGGGAGUUCAGGUAAAA
Messenger RNA from Strongylus vulgaris, 671 nucleotides. Lineage: Eukaryota; Metazoa; Nematoda; Chromadorea; Rhabditida; Strongylidae. The record is from the annotation of a GenBank genome assembly.